Hemiscyllium ocellatum (epaulette shark) is the source of this 7740-nucleotide messenger RNA. It is a transcript of the gene etv4, whose product is annotated as ETS variant transcription factor 4. Lineage: Eukaryota; Metazoa; Chordata; Chondrichthyes; Orectolobiformes; Hemiscylliidae. The transcript is spliced from 13 exons. Gene Ontology annotation, biological process: cell differentiation; regulation of transcription by RNA polymerase II. Gene Ontology annotation, molecular function: sequence-specific DNA binding; DNA-binding transcription factor activity, RNA polymerase II-specific. The record is from RefSeq and is a predicted model, not a curated record. Gene Ontology annotation, cellular component: nucleus. The coding region runs from base 306 to 1730 and encodes 474 amino acids.
AUGUCAUUGACUAAGUCAGGUCAUUCAUUUAAAAAAAAGACACGAAAUCUGAGCCCGUGAAAGAGGAAAUGAACCAAUCGCCGAAUCCCUUGGGCAAACAACUGACUGGAGCAAGAAAAACAAGUCUUUUGAAACCAUCACUGAAGUCGGCUGCACAGACUUAUUAAAAAAAACUUUACAUAUGCAGCUCUCCGAUUCCGGGGAUUUAUGUUGCAUCAGCCAAAACAGUUCCAUAAAUCAGGCUGAUCGAGUUUGAUGUCAAAUCCAGUCUAAAUGCUCAUAAACGGUUAACAACAGAACACAGGAUGGAUGGCUACUUAGAUCAGCAAGUGCCUUACACAUUUUCAAGCAAAGCGCACGACGGGAGCUUCGGGCGGACAGUGAUUGCCAGAAAGAAAAGAUAUAUCCCCAAAGAACUAACUCAGGAUUCAGAAGAUCUCUUUCAGGAUUUAAGCCAACUUCAAGAAACUUGGCUUGCCGAAGCUCAGGUGCCAGACAGCGAUGAGCAGUUUGUGCCGGAUUAUCACUGUGAAAGCCUGGCUUUUCACAGCCCCACACUGAAGAUUAAAAAGGAGCCCCAGAGUCCCAUUUCUAACCCGAACUUGUCUUGUCGUCACAAGCAAUCAUUCCAGUACAACAAUGGGGAACAGUGCCUUUAUGCCAGUGCCUAUGAGAAAAAGCCACAUGUUGGUCUCAACUCCCCAGCUCCAGGGACCCCUUCAAAUACUCCAUUACAACAACCCUGCAGUAAGUCCACGGUGAAUCCCAGACGGGAUCACAGCUUUGUGAAUCUCCAUACACCCACACAGUGCAUAACCAAUGGCCGAUUCCCAAUGGACCACAGCUCACAAUUUCAACAACAGCCUUUGGAGCUCUGUCAUCGCUUCCAUUCCUCCCAGGGCAUGAACAGGGAAGCACCUUUGCCAUAUCAGCGGCAAAUGUCUGAGCCCUGUGUUCCAUACCCACAGCAAAGUUAUAAGCAGGAGUACCACGACCCGAUGUAUGAGCAGGGAAACCCGAUUGGCAGUGGGAGCACCCACUGUUUCUCACACUCCAUGCUCAUCAAGCAGGAACCUCCAGAUUAUGCAUAUGACCCAGAUAUUCCUGGCUGUCCUUCUAUGUAUGUGCCCAGUGAAGGUUAUGCAACUCAGUCCAGCAACCUUGAAGGCUUUUCAUAUGAGAAACAGCUGAGACCUUACAGUGACGAUGCAUCUGUGGUUCCCGACAAACUUGAAGGUGACAUCAAACAGGAGAUCAGUACAUAUCGUGAGGGCCCUCUAUAUCAGCGACGAGGCUCUCUCCAGUUAUGGCAGUUCCUGGUUGCACUCCUGGAUGACCCGUCCAACUCUAACUUUAUUGCUUGGACAGGUCGAGGCAUGGAAUUCAAACUGGUUGAACCAGAAGAGGUGGCAAGACUGUGGGGAAUGCAAAAGAACCGACCAGCCAUGAACUACGAUAAACUUAGCCGUUCACUUCGCUACUAUUACGAGAAGGGGAUCAUGCAAAAGGUGGCUGGCGAGCGAUACGUGUACAAGUUCGUCUGUGAACCAGAAGCGCUCUUCUCUUUGGCAUUCCCUGACAAUCAGCGGCCGCUGCUGAAGUCUGAAUUUGAUCGGCACGUGAAUGAAGAAGACACUGUUCCCCUGUCUCAUCUGGACGAGAACACCCCCUACAUGCCAGAUGCUGGCUGCAUCAAUUCACAGCACUAUAACAAAGGAUAUAUGUAUUGAUCAACAACAAGGAAAAUGUUGGGUUUUUAAUCUCUCUAAUUGCACUGCAAUAACUAUUAGAAACUGGUAGAAAUUAUAAGUUAGAAUCUGUUGCUUUAAACAUACGUAUAUCAAAUAACUGGGGAUAUAAAGUCGUCAUGUAUAUGAUUUUUAGAGGAUUGUUUUGUCUAUUUCUUUCUUGCAUAUGUCUCACCCACCACAUAUACACAUUGUGCUAGAUUCUUUCAUAGUUUGAGACAUGUCUUUUUUUUUAAAAAUUCAUUAUUCCCAAAUAAGCAGCAAAUUGAUCAAACCCCAACAUGUAGUCUAUUUGUUCUUCUCAAUUUUUAAAAGAAAUCUGCCAUAUUUAUGCUUUUUAAAUUGAGUUUCAUUGCAAGAGUUUUCUUGUAGAAAUCUGCCAGAACAUUUUCAGAAACACACCCAACAUUCAAAGGCUCAUGGCUGCUGACUGAACAGAUAUUCUUCAUUUUCUCACUUUGGUCCGUUUCUCUCCCUCUCUGCAGUUGGGACAUCUUUGCUUCCUUAGCUGUCUAACUUCUAAGUUCUGUGUCUCAUCAGCAGUGAUUAGAGCCAUUUAUCAAGCUGGUAUUACAGUUGGGGUCUCCGAGUGUAGACUGUGUUUCUGUGUAGCAGAGACUUGUUUGGGAAAUAGAUAUCACAGCUCCCCCAAAAAUCUAACAGAUUGGACUCCCACCAGAGGAUAUAGAUUUUAAAAAAGGAACAUUUUUAUUCUCUAGUUGUUCAAAGAGGAAGGAAAACCUGUUUUGAAAAUCCUUAAAACAUAGGAUGGUUAUUGUGGUAAACAAAAAAAGCUAUGGUUGUAAUUUGGAUGUGAGUUAAGCAAAGUAGAAAAUCAACACAUGAGUUAAAUGAAACUUCAUUUGACUUUAGCAAAAUUGAAUAGGGGAGUACUGGAAAAGAAGUCCAGAAAAAUUCAAAGUAGAACUGCAAAACCCAAUAUUUACUUGUAAAACAAGCAUGCUAUUUUGUUCCUCAACACACUAUGCAUAAAAUGCACUAAAUCACUUCCUAUCAAAUACAAUUCCGUAUUUAAGCCUAAUCUUAAAUCGAGCUCUGACUGAUCAGCUGACUGGCGGUUCGUUUCCUUCACUGCAUGUAAAGGUAAACCUAAUCUUUGUAACGAACACACCUUUUUAAAAUGGGGAAUCCUGCUUCAGAAUCCAGCAGCAUGCAGUAUAAAUAUUGGGCAUUUAUAACAAUAGUGUACAAUCUGCAUUAAAUCUACGGAGAGUGCAUGGAUUGUAAUCUUGUCACUUCUUAUUAGGGAUUAUCAUGUGGCUGCACAUUUAGACAUUUCAUUAAGCAUGAGUUUGAGAUAUGGAAGUAAAUUAUCUGAGUGUUAUUGAAAGUUACAUUGCAAAUCUAUCAGCUGUGGAAAUAAAUUCUCAUUCCAUGAAUUAGUGGGAUCCAGUCAAAAAUGUAGAUUUUGCUCUCUGUAUUUUGAAUGAACCAUUUUAAAAAUAAGUGCGUUCUGUAUCUAGUUCCCAGUGAGAACAUGCUCAUAGCACAAAACCGACAAAACCUUGCACCAGUGAACAAUCUCUGAGAGCUGAUUGCAUUGGAAAUGACAACAAUGAUAUUUCUCUCUAAUUGGAAUUGGCUGAAUAUGGACGGAGGUAAUUUUUCUCUCAAGCAUGCAAUGACCUGACACUGGGUUUGGAAUAUACCUCUCCCAUAAAAUGUAGAGCAGCUGGUGGGAGAAGCUGAUAAUUGGGUGAGUUGGCAUCAAAGAGAUACCUGCCCUUUUACCACCGUCAGAGAAAUUGCAUUUCAGCCAACCUUCAUGCCCCAUCGUUCAAUGAGGCACUUCGGUGAUUUAAUCAAUGACCACUCAAGGGUCAUAUCCACCAAGAGCUGCAAUUACUUCAGCGAUAUUUGCGAUGUGAAGGAGCCAGCCUACCAGAAAGAUAAAUCCCUGUCUGUCAAUUUGUUUGGAUGGGGGGUGGUUUGCGCUAAUUUGUACAACACCUAGGGCAAGGCAUUGGCCUCCAGGAAGCUCUCUCAAACAGCUCUGAACUUUGGUGAUCCUGCACUUACCUGAUGGGAGGGGAGAUCUUGUCCUGGCUUUGUAAAUCAACGACUAUCAGUGAGUUUUCCAAUUAGGCGUGUAUUCUAUCCAAGAUAGGCCAUGGACCUCUCCCCCAGAAAAUCUUCCACAUUUGGACAUUGUCUAUAAAUGGAAAAAUUCUAGUUUGGUAUUGAAAACAGACAGUACUUAAUUCCCCUUAAACACAUUUACCUUGAUCAGCCUUAAAUACAAUACAUUCCUGGCUGUGGUGGAUAUGAUCAUUGCUAUCUUGCCAGCGAAGUUUGAGCUCUUGUUUGGCUUAAACCCAAAUGGGUUUAUCCACCUGCCUGUGCCUGCAGGUUUUGGAAGGUAGCAUUGCUCAUUAAAGAGUUACUCUCAGAUUAUUUAUGUCACACUCUCUGAAUCAUAGCUUUGUAUUUUCAGCAUGUGCCCCAUGGUAGAAAUAAAUUAAACAUGAAAUUGAGAAGUACAAAUGGAUCAUAUACAUUGCCCCCAAUGCAAUUAGUUGAUACUUAGAGUAAGGAGCAAAAUUCUGAGGAAGAAAGCUCCAGCAGCCUCAUAGUGUUAAGUGAAAAUGAGGAAUAAAUGCCUUGCCAGCCAGCUUUAGAGUCUGUACCAGGUUGGAGGCUAGCUUAAGUCUUUUAUUUACUCACAGGUAUUAAGGCUCAUCUUGUUAGUGUGGAGGUGGCAUAAUAUCAGUGAAGUGAUUAUUAAACCAUGUGUAGAGUACUGGACAUCUUUAUGGCAGAGGAAUAGUUAAAGCUACCUCUUGUGUUGACCAAUUAAUAUGACAAUGUGUAAAAUAUUUGCGAUGUAUUUUAGGUUCACUACUUCAGGCAUAGAAAUAGAUGUACUAAUCUCUCUUGGCCUGUCCCAUGAUGGCCACAUUAGUUUAAACUAAGCUGGUCAAUUGUUGCUUUUGUCCUAUUUCCUUAAGACACUCGGUUAGUCUGAAGGAAAAGUGGCCAAGUGUGGUCACAGGCUUUUCAGUGUAGUCAUGAGCCAUAACUUUUGCUGAUAUUUGUAGGAAUGAGAACUUUGCAAGGAAGCAUGGUAUUUAUAAUGCACGGUUAAACAAAUUUUAUUCCUCAACUGACAUUGCCAUUUUAGGCAAGUUCAAGCAUGUUGCACCUGAAAUAUGCAAGUUUGGGACAAUCAAUAGUUUUAAAAUUUCUUUUAAAAAUCCAUUUGUCAAAUUAGUGUUUGUACCGAUUUUUAUUUGUUUUGAGAUCAAGACUGAGGUCAUUUACUUUGCUGCCAUCCUGUAGACAGCAAGGUGAGCAAGUAGGUUGUACCCUGCCUUUGUGAAUGGGUGUUUUAUUUUACAUUAUGCUUUAUAACGUUACUGCAAUCUUGGCUGACCUAUGUGUCCAUUAGAUGAUGACCUCUGGUAGUUUAUCCUGGAUGUGCUGACUGAAGGUUGAUACCAAGGAGUGAAUGCACAUCAUAAACAAAACAGGAAAAGGAGGACCAAGUUUAAAACACACACUGGUUUCUAGCCUUCUUUUUGCUCUGUCACUGAUUGCCUGGACACAGUUCAAUGAUACUAGACCCAGAAUGGCAUAUCUUCAUGUAUAUAUUUAGGCAGUGAGUGUGGGCAGUCCAUUUAACAUUGAGGGCACAUUACUAUUCAGAAUGGCCAUACUCUCGCACAGUCCCUGCUGACUUGGGUCACUACUCUAGGAUACUGAUAUAAACAUAGAAACUAGGAAUAGCAGUAGGCUAUUCAGCCCUUUGAAUGGCAGAGCAUGUUCGAUGUGAUCAUAGAUGGAUUGGGCGUGCUAAAUUGCUAAUCUUCAGGGAUGUGUAGGUUAGACACAUUAGCCACAGGAAAUGCAGAGUUACAGGGAUGGGGUAGGGAGAAUGGGUCUGGGUGGGAUGCUGUUCAGAGGGUCGGUGUGGACUUGUUGGACCGAGCGGCCUGAUCCUCUAUCUCAAUGCCAUGUUCCUGUUGCCUCCCCAUACCCUUUUGUUGCCUUUAACAUCUAAAAAUGAAUCUGUCUUUUUCUUGAAUGUCGAUGACUUGGUCUCCACACCCUUCUGUGGUAGAGAAUUCCACAGGUUCACUGCCCUUUGAGUGUGGAAAUGUUUCCUCAUUUCAGUCCAAAAUGGUCUACUCUGUACUGAGACUGUGACCAUUGGUCUGAGACUCGCCAACCAGGGAAAACAUCCUACCUGCAUCUAGUCAAUCCAGCCCUGUUAGACGUUUAUUUGUUUCAAUCAGAUCCCCUCUCAUCUUUCUAACUGCUUGUGAGCACAGGCCUAGUAGAACCAAUCUUCUAGAACAACGUAGUCUCAACCUAGUGGACUUCUGCUGCACUCCCCCAAUGACAAACAGGUAGGAAGACCAAAGUGCAUACACUCUACAAACUGAAAAUCAAAAUUUCUUGUGUUGUCAUGAUUCAGUUAUGUGCUAUUUUUGCCAACUCUCACAUUGGGAAAGCUAUCCCCUGCUUUCUGGUCAGCUAGAUAAAUGACAGCAUAGAGUGUUAAUGAAAAACAAACCACCAGUAACCUCCGACUGUAACGCCCACACUGAGUGUGCAGACGCACCGAAUGAUGUGGUUUGUUCUUCAAUAACUAACUAUUCAAAGCGUCUUUAUCCAGCAUGUAGUGAAUACUUUAUAUAGAAUCUGACGGUAGAUCCAACAGGGAUUUGAGGAGAAAUAAGUGGGCAGUGCUGAGAUAUAAAACCAAAGUUACCAGAAUCAAUCUGGAGGCUGAACUCACUGCUUGGAUUAAAUUUUGUGACCCUUGUCCAGCGAGCACAGUUGUCAAUUGUAAAACUCACAAGCAGGCAAACAGUUGGUCACAUAGUCAGUAAAGAACUAUCAACCUCUUGUAGCCCAAUCCCACCCUUUCCUUGCCUUCAUUGCUGAAUUAAUUUGCAGAAAAUGCCUGCUAUGGCUCAGUGGGUCCAUGAUAAAGUUGUUAUGCCACUUCCAUCGGGUCUACAUCCCUGAAUUGUGUUGGUUUCCAGAGCAAGUGUAGCAAAAAGCACAAACUACUCCUUUCCAGGCUUAAGGAGAAGGGUGGGGGAGAGAAGACUAGAGUUCCCUCCAUCUGCUUGUUGUCCACUGGCUCUUGCUGGAGGUCCCUGUGCAAGUAUUGGACGUAUGUCUUCCAUCUACAGUUCAAUAUCUUGCAACAUUUGGUCAAAUCUCAAACACAUCAGGACCUGUGAAACAGUGCCUCAGCGAAGAGUCAAUAUACCUUCAGGAAGAGAGAUGAGGAAUUUGGUCAACAAAGUAACAUUAGUUUAUGUCGAGCAAGAGCCAUUUUCCAGCACUACUUAAGGAAAGUGGCAUCAAUUAUCGCAGCAGUGAUUAUGUAGCAUUGUACAUAUUGCAGAUGUUGGUCUCAAUUGUCUUAGUUUGUAAAACUGUUAUGGGAAGUGGGGCAUUGUUUUUUAAAAAAAACCACACGUCUUUCAAAGGGAAUGAUUUAGUGCUGGGGUGAGAGCUAUCUUUUGGUUUCUGAUAUCUAAGCUCUCCUACUUGAACCCAGAAUCCAAUUGCAUCCCAGGAUAGGUUGAAAGCCUCUGCUCGUUUGUGUGCAAAAUUAGUCUCAAUCUUUGUGUCAAUCAGCAGAGUUCACAGGUCAGCAAUUUUACCCACAGGAACCAUUAUGUUAUCCAAAGUGGGAACAAUUAAUAUGAUGGGAUACAGUGAGAGUUACUGUUCCGGUUGAAGCUAGUAGGAGCUUGGAACCACAUCUCUAUGUGCUGUCUCUCCAUCCAGAAGGCUUUUAACUGACAUUUAUGUUCAGGCAGGAAAGUGGAUGUACUCCAGUACUGUUAUCCCUAUCCCAACUCAAUUAAUCUGCAAGGUCUGUUUACAUCGAUUUUCAAUUGAUGUAUUUUAAUGAUCGGAUGAGCCGAAGACUUACUGUACCAUUAUUAUUUCUUUUAUUGAGUAGCUUGACAAAAUAAAGUGAUCAUGCAUUUGUAAAUAAUGUAAU